CUAAAUUAUAUUUAAUAGUAUAAUUUUUGUUCACUAAUAACCAAACAUUUGUUUUUUUUAGUCAAUUUCGGCCUUUCUGAUGAUCCAAUACUUUGUUGAGUGUACUCAAUAUCGCCCAUUUGCUUGACGUCACGGAAGAAAAUCUGUCGUUUCUCUAUCUGAAUACCACAUGUCCAAGGUUUCAUCACUUGUGGAAAUUUGAGAGUGACGAGUAUAUUCUUCACUUCAACGUACAUCAAUAGGACAUCAGGAUUGACGAGGAGUUCUCAUCAUCUAUUUCAUGAAGGUGACAUUGUUUGAAUAUAUGGUGCAUCGCAGAUUAUUUUUUCAAUUCAUCACCGUUCAACUAUACUGCAGUGGAAACCGUAUGAACGAUUUUUGGGAUGUUUACAAACGUAAUUUCUCAUCACAUUCGUUCCUUUCGAAAAAGAAUUUCGAGUAUUCGAUAUCAGUUUAUUUAAAAAUCGCGUUCGUGAUCUCGGGAGUGCUCGAAUUUUAUUUUAAAAUCGCGUUCCGUAAAAAUGUAUAUUUAUACUCGCUCGUUACUGUAUUUUAUGUAGUGUUUAUAAUAAUUGUUUUCUCGGGAGUGCUAUUCAAAAUUGAUAAAAUCGCGAUUUAGUGCAAUUUAGUAUGUGAGUGUGUAUUGGAUUAUUUACUCCAGGAUGGAUAUAUUGGCCAUUGUCGAGAGGAGUUCAUAUAACUGCGGAAGGAAGGAAGGAUAAGAAGCAGUGUUCCUGAGUAGAAGGUGCUAACCAUCGAUCUGAUGUGGCAUGCGAUUCAAGUAGCCCAGCCCUGGUAGUGCUCGACCUAACCUCAAAAUGUCAAAAUUGCGGUCAUGAAAGUUCGACGAGUUCUGUUUUACAAUGUUGAAUGUGUCUGGAAAUUUAAUGAAAAUAAGCACAAAACGUUGGAAUUUGUUUAAUAAAGAAUGUCAAAUACAAAGUGUAAAAGAGAAAAUUAUGAUACUGACAGCAGCCUGUCUACAAUGUCAAUGUUAUCACACAACUUCAAUUUAUCUAAAACAACCAAAAGCUUCGGAAGUAAAGAAAUCCAAGCGGGAAAAUAUUCGUAUAAUUAUGGAAAAGAAGAAAUCAUUACCAAAAGUUGAAGUAUGGAAGGGCAUUACAAUAAAUGAAUUAGCAACAAAUUGUAAGAGAACUGUACAGCAAGUUACACAAGCUUUAGCAAUAAUUGGAGUAAAAGGAGACUUUCAGCCAGAAACACCAAUUGCUGAUUUAAGCAUAAUCAAGGAAACAGUUAACAAAAUGGGUCUCAAAUUGGAAAUUAAAUCAAAUCAAAAGGAAGAGUCGAAAAUUGAAAAAGAGAAGGAGUUAACUAAACGGCCUCCUAUCGAUCCUUCGGUAUUGAUCGCUCGACAUCCGGUAGUAACCAUAAUGGGUCAUGUGGAUCACGGAAAAACUACUUUAUUAGAUUCUUUAAGAAACACAUCAGUCGUGGAUACUGAAUUCGGAGGCAUAACUCAACACAUUGGUGCCUUUAAUGUUACCUUAAAUAGUGGUGAAAAAAUCACCUUUCUGGAUACACCGGGACAUGCGGCAUUUAAAACAAUGCGAGCAAGAGGAGCAAACAUAACGGACAUUGUUGUUCUCGUCGUUGCUGCCGAUGAUGGGGUAAUGGAACAGACACUCCAGAGUAUAUCAAUGAUUAGGAACGCGGAUGUUCCGCUAAUCGUCGCUAUCAAUAAAAUUGAUAAACCAAGUGCUGACAUAGAAGGAACAAAACGUAUGUUGGCACAGCAUGGAAUUAUAGUCGAAGAUCUAGGGGGCGAUGUACAAAGUGUAAAUAUAUCAGCUUUGAAGAAAACAAAUCUAGACGCUUUAAAAGAUGCAAUUAUUACUCAAGCGGAGAUAAUGAAUCUUAAGGGUGAUCCAAAGGGUCCAGUGGAAGGUGUUACAAUUGAGUCGACAACUCAUCCUGGAAGGGGGAAGGUAGCCACUUGUCUAAUUCAGCGAGGAACUCUAAAGAGAGGAACAAUUAUUGUCUGUGGAUUAGUGAUGGCAAAAGUGAGAGCAAUGUACGAUCACGCGGGUAAUCAGUUAAAAGAAGCUAAAUUAUCCGACGCAAUUCAAAUAAUGGGUUGGAAAGAUUUACCAGAGGCUGGAGAAGAAAUGUUUCAGGUCGAAAGUGAAAGCAAAGCGCAAGAGAUUAUUCGUCUUAGAGAAUCAAUGAAAAUGGAAAAUUUGGCUAUUGAACAUCGAGUGGAAUCUGACAAAAGACUUCAGGAACAUCUCGUUGUUUAUAAAGAGCAAUUGAAGAAAAAAAGAGAAUCCGGAAGCCACUACAAACAAACUAUGCGAGGGGUGGAAAUAAAGAAAGAAGAAAAAGACGAUCACCCUAAAUUAAAUAUUUUAAUUAAGGGCGAUGUCGCCGGCUCUGUGGAAGCUAUUUUGGAUGUUCUUGUAACUUAUAGGAAUCACGAUUCAUGUUCAUUGUCAAUUAUCGAGCACGAAGUUGGUCCCAUCUCUGAAUCAGAUAUUGAUUUAGCAAAAACUUUCAAGGCAAUUAUCUACUGUUUCAAUACGGACAUUCCGAAAAAUUUGGCAGAACGAUUGAAUAAGGAGAAAGUUGAUGUUCGAAAACAUAAUGUAAUUUACAAACUUGUUGACGAUCUAAAGGGUGAAAUUAGCAAUAGACUUCCGCUGCUCGACGUUGAAGAGUCCCUUGGUGAGGCGACCGUUUUAAAAGAAUUCGAAAUCAAUGAAAGAAGGAAAACGGUCAAAGUUGCCGGCAGUCGAUGUACGCAAGGAGUAUUGAAAAAAUCCGGUUUGUACAAAAUAGUUCGAGACGAUGAAGUAAUAAGUAGAUGUAAAAUAGUUUCCAUGAGACAUUUGAAAUCAGAGGUGGAUUCAAUAAAAAAGGACAUGGAAUGUGGUCUUCGUUUCGAUGACACGACAGUUGCCUUUCAACCUGGUGAUUUAAUAGUUUCCUAUAAAAUACGACAAGAACGACAAUACACCAAUUGGAAUCCAGGAUUCUAAAUGUCAUCGAGACUUUGAACUUCUCAAAUUAGAAAAAAAGCCUAUGACUUUUUUUGGUCACUAGAAAAAUAUUGUCUCGUAUAAAAGAACAAAAAAAAAAGAAAGAAAGAAUUUUUUUCUUCGAAUAAAUUUCAGCGAAA
Messenger RNA from Leptopilina heterotoma, 3139 nucleotides. It is a transcript of the gene mIF2, whose product is annotated as translation initiation factor IF-2, mitochondrial. Lineage: Eukaryota; Metazoa; Arthropoda; Insecta; Hymenoptera; Figitidae. Gene Ontology annotation, molecular function: GTP binding; GTPase activity. The transcript has 16 exons. The record is from RefSeq and is a predicted model, not a curated record. The coding region runs from base 864 to 2999 and encodes 711 amino acids.